GCAGAGAAAACUCCCGAAGCCCGGGAGGGGGCUUGAAAGUGCCUCAGGCCAUAUUGGGGGCGUCUGGAUGCCAGAGCGGCUGAGCCCCGCCCACGCCGUCUUCUGGGGCUCCGGGGGAGCGCCCGGGCCUGCCGCGGCCUUCGCGGCUCCCAAACCUGCAGCCCCGGCUGCCUGUGACACUGACUCCAAGUCCUCGGUCCAGCUUUCGACGAGGCCCCAAUCCCAACCACCAGGGGCCACGUCCGGCAGGCCCCACCACGGCGCCGCACUCCAGCGCUCCCCCGCGGCCGCGAGUGGUGCGGCCCGGCCCCGCCUCCGACGCCCGCGAGGGGCGUGGUUCUCAACGCCACGUGACGGGGAGUGACCUAGCCUCCCGGCGCCAUGGGGGCUUCGGACCCGGAAGUGGCGCCCAGGGCUCGCGGCGGCGCCGCGGGGAUGGCGGGAGCAGGAGCUGGAGCUGGAGCUCGCGGCGGAGCGGCGGCGGGGGUCGAGGCCCGGGCUCGGGAUCCGCCGCCCGCGCACCGCGCACACCCGCGCCAUCCUCGGCCUGCAGCGCAGCCCUCCGCCCGCAGGAUGGACGGCGCGUCCGGGGGUCUGGGCUCCGGGGACAACGCCCCGACCACCGAGGCUCUUUUCGUGGCGCUGGGCGCGGGUGUGACCGCACUUAGCCACCCGCUGCUGUAUGUGAAGCUGCUAAUCCAGGUGGGGCAUGAGCCGAUGCCCCCCACGCUUGGGACCAAUGUGCUGGGGAGGAAGGUCCUUUACCUGCCGAGCUUCUUCACCUAUGCCAAGUACAUUGUGCAAGUGGACGGGAAGAUCGGGCUGUUCCGGGGCCUGAGCCCCCGCUUGAUGUCCAACGCCCUCUCCACUGUGACUCGGGGCAGCAUGAAGAAGGUUUUCCCUCCUGAUGAGAUCGAGCAGGUUUCUAACAAGGAUGACAUGAAGACCUCCCUGAAGAAAGUAGUGAAGGAGACGUCCUACGAGAUGAUGAUGCAGUGCGUGUCCCGCAUGCUGGCCCACCCCCUGCAUGUCAUCUCAAUGCGCUGCAUGGUCCAGUUUGUGGGACGGGAGGCCAAAUACAGUGGUGUGCUGAGCUCCAUUGGGAAGAUUUUCAAAGAGGAGGGCCUGCUGGGAUUCUUUGUUGGCUUAAUCCCUCAUCUCCUGGGCGAUGUGGUUUUCUUGUGGGGCUGUAACCUGCUGGCCCACUUCAUCAAUGCCUACUUGGUGGAUGACAGCUUCAGCCAGGCCCUGGCCAUCCGGAGCUACACCAAGUUUGUGAUGGGGAUCGCAGUGAGCAUGCUGACCUACCCCUUCCUGCUGGUCGGAGACCUCAUGGCUGUGAACAAUUGCGGGCUGCAGGCUGGGCUCCCCCCCUACUCCCCAGUGUUCAAAUCCUGGAUUCAUUGCUGGAAGUACCUGAGUGUGCAGGGCCAGCUGUUCCGCGGCUCCAGCCUGCUUUUCCGCCGGGUGUCAUCAGGAUCGUGUUUUGCCCUGGAGUAACCUAAACCACCUGACCAAACUCCUAGUCUCAGCCUGGCCCUUGGGUGAGGCCGGUCAUUUCGGGAUACCUGUAGGGAGACUGCAGCCCAGCGACACCUAGGUGUACCCCAGCCCGGCUGGGCUACAGUUUUCUUAUUGGCCAUGUGUCUCUUGAGGUGUGGGGUUGCGCAGGGGUGGGCUGCACCCAGUGGGUGGGGUCACCUGUUAGACCUGGAGAAGGGGGGGUGGGGAGUUGAGGCAUCAUUCCCUGACUUCCCAGAGUCGGCCUUGUACAGAGCCAGAGAAAGGCUUGUGGAGCCAGGGUGGUUGAGGGAAGCCUAAUGGAGUCGGUCCCACCCACUUGCACCCCUCCAGGGAGCCCGGCCCUCACUCUGCAGCUCGGCUGGGAGUGUCUCUCUCCUGCUUUGUAAAUAGGGCAUGACCCCUUCACGAGGCCGCCAUCAUGACUGGGCCUAGGCUAGAAGGCCAGUGCCAGGUUCUGCCUUGGUUUUCUCAACACUACUUUUCUGAUUCGAGGGCAGCGCCUUUUUCUGAGUUGGAAAUCAUGCGACUCUUCAGAAUGUGUCCCCCUCAUCUAAUGCUUGUCUGUUUAAUGGUGACACCUCAUGUGCAGGAUUCGGUUACCUGUGCAGUUGUGGGAAUGUCUCUAGCCCUACCCAGUAUAAAAGUUCAUGGUAAGAUUUGACCCCACCUCCCUCAAAUAAAUGUAUUGGUGGUGAUUUGGA
This is a messenger RNA of Urocitellus parryii (Arctic ground squirrel), 2225 nucleotides long. RefSeq names its product mitochondrial carrier 1 (gene Mtch1). Gene Ontology annotation, biological process: positive regulation of apoptotic process. NCBI's taxonomy places the organism in Eukaryota, Metazoa, Chordata, Mammalia, Rodentia, Sciuridae. Gene Ontology annotation, cellular component: membrane; mitochondrion. The record is from RefSeq and is a predicted model, not a curated record.